Messenger RNA from Phascolarctos cinereus (koala), 2732 nucleotides. Its product is annotated as septin-2. Gene Ontology annotation, molecular function: GTP binding. The record is from RefSeq and is a predicted model, not a curated record. Gene Ontology annotation, biological process: cell division. Lineage: Eukaryota; Metazoa; Chordata; Mammalia; Diprotodontia; Phascolarctidae.
GCGCGCGGUGCCCUGUGGGAAGCUGGAGGAGCAGCGGGCGGAGGGAGGUGCAGACUCCGGAGUCACCUCCCCCUGAGGAACCGCAGGAGCUGAGAGAGAGGCUGAAGCUCAGAGUGACUCACCAUGUCCCAGUCAGGAGAUAAGAAGCUUCCUUCUGAGACAGCGGGCUACGUGGGAUUUGCCAAUCUGCCGAACCAGGUGCACAGGAAGUCCGUGAAGAAGGGUUUUGAAUUCACCCUCAUGGUGGUUGGUGAAUCUGGCUUAGGAAAAUCCACCUUGAUUAACAGCCUGUUUUUGACUGAUCUUUAUCCAGAACGAUACAUUCCUGGAGCUGCAGAGAAGAUCGAGAGAACAGUUGAGAUUGAAGCUUCUACGGUGGAGAUCGAAGAGCGAGGAGUGAAACUCCGGUUGACGGUGGUCGACACACCGGGAUAUGGAGAUGCCAUCAAUAGUCAAGACUGCUUCAAAACCAUCAUCUACUACAUCGAUAAUCAGUUUGAGCGGUACCUUCAUGAUGAGAGCGGGCUGAACAGGCGCCAUAUUGUGGACAACCGUGUCCACUGCUGCUUUUAUUUCAUCUCCCCUUUUGGUCAUGGGCUGAAGCCACUGGAUGUGGAGUUCAUGAGAGCGCUCCACGGCAAAGUGAACAUCGUGCCGGUGAUUGCCAAGGCGGACACGCUGACGCUGAAGGAGCGAGAGAGGCUGAAGCAUAGGAUCCUUGAUGAAAUCUCUGAACACGGCAUUCGGAUUUAUCAGUUGCCUGAUGCAGACUCUGAUGAAGAUGAGGAGUUCAAGGAACAAACCAGAGUCCUGAAGGCCAGCAUACCAUUUGCUGUUAUUGGUUCUAACCAACUCAUUGAGGUCAAAGGAAAAAAGAUCAGAGGCCGCCUUUACCCUUGGGGUGUGGUUGAGGUCGAGAAUCCAGAACACAAUGAUUUCCUAAAGUUGCGGACUAUGUUGGUGACACAUAUGCAGGACCUACAAGAAGUGACCCAGGAUUUGCAUUAUGAGAACUUCCGCUCGGAGAGGCUGAAACGUAGCGGCCGGCCGGAGGGGGAGGAGGUGGUAGACAAGGACCAGAUCCUUCAGCAGAAGGAGGCCGAGCUCCGAAGGAUGCAGGAGAUGAUUGCGCAGAUGCAAGCCCAGAUGCGGAUGAAGCCUGGGGAGGAGUGAGGGCCUCUGUGCACAGCAGCACAAGAUAUCGCGAUGCUUUGAUGGGAGCUUUGUCUGCUUACGGAGCCCUGCGGGACGAUGGCAUGGACCCUGCCUGAUCUGCAAGGAAGAUGCGGCUCCAUCAUUGUGCUACUUUAACCAGAACGAGAAAGAAACGUACUAAAGUGUAACUGGCCCAGACUCUCGCUCUUUGCCUUUUGCUAACUUGUCAGGCUUUCUUUACUAAGGGCUUCUCAUUUCCUCCUGGUGUUCGCCUCUUUUCUAUAAAAUCAUGUGUCGCUAUUUCUCUAGGCUCAUGACCUCAAUGGUACGAAAUCAUAGGAAAAAACCCGCUCUCCCCGACACUGCUCGUACCAAAGGGGGAGGGGCCACCCUGGAAAAUGGGCCUUGGUUUUCAGCUAAUGACCCUCAUUGGCAUUCCCUGGUUAAAUGUGUUUUCUGCCCAGUCUGAUCGUCUCUGUAUUGUCAGAAGAUAUUUUUACAAUUCCACUUGUGAUGUCUUUCCACAAACAAAUUGACGUAAAAUGUGUAUAUGUACACGAAUAGAUAUCUGCAUGGAUAUCUACCUUGUCCUUCCAGGAGGUCGUCUGUGGCUUCCUUCCAUGUGCUUCACGACCUGUGCUGUGUUCUUGCUUGGGGCGUCACAGGGUCAUGGUGACCGAGGCAGCUUAACUCAGAAUGCAGCAUCUAGUGCCUUGUGUACAAACACUCCCGGGCCCCUCGGCCAACCCCCUUCAGUGCCUUAAGCCACCCCUUCCUCGUGGGAGUGUUUCCCAAGGGAUGCCUUCUCCCUUGGUAAGCUAGCUCUUUAAUGGAAAGGUGCUACAGAGCUGCCUAGUAUGCAUAGCCCAUGGACCUUUUUUUCUGGACAUCCUCCAGGGCCGGGCCCCUCCCUCUUGAUUGAUUUCUAGGCCCACCUGCAGGAGAAAUGAUACCAUCUGGGGGGUCUUGUGUGCGGAAGACCAUUUAAAAACCUCACCAUGGACCACACGCUUAUUUUGAGACAUGCUGUGUUUGAGUUAAGCCGACCUCCCCACUCCUAAGUGAACCUUUUUCUUAAUCAAUCACAUGCCUAUCCUAUCUGCUCUUACACCAUUUCCUCUUCCUCCCACUCCCCCCUGAGCUGUGGAAACAGGCAAAGCCCGGGCAUCACUGCUGAGGGAACCAGGAAGCCAGUCAGUCUGUAAUGUAAAGGAAACCCCCCAGACAAGCCCAGCCAGCCCUUCAGCCCCCAGGGUGGGCAUGGGGGGACACCAGCUUCCUGAGAGCACCUGCAGCCCCUGGGCACUUGGGGCCCUCUUCUUGUGUAUAGUGUGAGCUUAGGGCCAGCCAACACUGUACCUCUUUUGCCUUCCGUGCCUUCUUAUGUCUUCAUUUAGGUUUCUGGUCUAGGACUGUACUUGAAUGAAUUCUUCUGCACAGUAGCCUGCAGUACAUGUCUGUGCCAUGUCAAUGCCAUGGUGCUCUGACCUAAAAGCCUUCUGUGUAAUCCCACCUUCUGGGUUUUGUGAUUUGAUUUUAUGGAAUAUACUUAACCUUAUUAAAAAGUUUCUGUUUCA